Molecule: messenger RNA, 964 nt
Organism: Scleropages formosus (Asian bonytongue)
Lineage: Eukaryota; Metazoa; Chordata; Actinopteri; Osteoglossiformes; Osteoglossidae
Gene: fxyd7
Product: FXYD domain containing ion transport regulator 7
Exons: 5
Coding region: 340-795 (151 amino acids)
Biological process (GO): regulation of sodium ion transmembrane transporter activity
Cellular component (GO): membrane
Molecular function (GO): sodium channel regulator activity
Source: RefSeq, a predicted model, not a curated record
UCGGCAACCCACGCUAAAUGGAGGACCGCUCAUCCCAGCGGUGCUCCACUGCGCCCUCCGGAGGUAGGGAGGCGGGCUACAGGCCCCAUGCGGAGACAAAAGCCCUCCGCAUAAAUUUGGCGCGUAUCAUCUCCGGGGAGCUGCUCGCCUUCGGCCAACACAGCAGUUCUCCGCAGAUAAUGUAGUAGCGGCGAGCUGCCGCUAGAGGACGACCACCUCUCCGUGCACCGUUGCCUUUAACUGCAGUUUCCAUAUCCUGUACCGCGGCGCUCCUCCACUUCACAUCGCUGAUACCCUGCAGCGGAGCGCGAGCAGCACCGGAGCCCCAGCACUGCAGUCAUGGCAACUACUGCAGCACAGUCAGCAUAUAUGGAUCAAAGCGCCUUCCACUAUGACUAUGAAUCUCUGAGGACCACGGGGGUGAUCCUAGCAGUGGUCAUGUUUGUGGCAGGGAUCCUCAUUGCCCUGACUCAAGUCCCAUUGAGGGCUCCCAGCCAACAAAGACAGAAGUGCCCUCUCAGACGGUGUGAUGAGUCAGGGGUGCUGGCGAGGGAGGAGGCAACCGGGUGUCAGAGUCACGCACGAGCAACGAAACUCACUUCUUGGUGCUUCAGAACAACUUUCACAGGGUGGAGACCCAUUUCUUGCAAGCCGGUAUCAGUCUUGUUGCGGGAAACUGUUAGUCAGUUAGAUUUGUGGUUUUUGUUAAUGCGUCACUGCUCUGGUUAUUAUCGCUGUCAUUCAACUGUUUUAAUAAGGGCGUUUAAAAAGUGUGUGACCAAAGGAAAUGGAUGAUUUGCCAUUGGCAUGCAAUUCAUAAUUCUGAUUCAUUCAUAAAAAGUAGCAGUGAAUAAUUCAAUAGGAGCAGCUGCUGGUGUAGCUGUUAUAGAUGCUGCCCUUGGACCUAAAGAUCACAGGUUCAAAUCUCAGCUAUAGUACUCUUGAGCAAGGUACUUUCCCUACA